Manis javanica (Malayan pangolin) is the source of this 584-nucleotide messenger RNA. The record is from RefSeq and is a predicted model, not a curated record. NCBI's taxonomy places the organism in Eukaryota, Metazoa, Chordata, Mammalia, Pholidota, Manidae.
CUGACGCGCCCUGCCCGCUACCUGGUCGCCUGUGUCGGUGCUCGGGGACCCCAGGUCUCCGGCCGCUGCGUCCCCGCGUCUCCGGCCGUGUCCUCUGUCUCUGUGAGUCUCUGUCUCUCUGCGUAACUCUGCCUCUCCGCCUCUCCGCCUCGUCCGUCUCAGGUUCAGCUCUGUCUGCGUCCGUCCCACGCUCGCCGGCCGUCUGGUAGCCCGAGGUGGCGGCGGGCCCGGCGCUGGGCGCGAUGAGCGGCGCCUGCACGAGCUACGUGAGUGCCGAGCAGGAGGUGGUGCGCGGCUUCAGCUGCCCGCGGCCGGGCGGCGAGGCGGCCGCGGUCUUCUGCUGCGGCUUCCGCGAUCACAAGUACUGCUGCGACGAUCCGCACAGCUUCUUCCCCUACGAGCACAGCUACAUGUGGUGGCUCAGUGUUGGCGCUCUCAUGGGCUUGUCCAUAGCAGCAGCAGUCCUCCUGGCCUUCAUUAUCACUGCCUGUGUGCUUUGUUACCUGGUCCUCAGCUCAAAGCCCCACACAAAAUUGGACCCAGGCUUAAGCCUACAGACUACAGGUAAGAAAAAGUCCACAUGA